AUGCUGACAACUUCUUCCAAACUACUUCUGCUGCAAACCAACCCGGAUGCUCGGCUCUUCUGGAUCGGCGUCAUCUACUCGCUCCUGGGCGUUUCUAUCAUUCCCAUUUAUGCGAUCGUCAUUUAUGUGAGUGUUUUGCCACGUCAUCGCCACUGCAACUGCCUCUUUCAGACCCUUCACAUCAGAAAUGAGCUGCGCGAGAACGUCUCGUACAAAUUGAUAAAUCUCCUCAACUAUUGUGACGUGUUCCAGUCGAUCUGUCACGUUUUCACCGGAUCCUUUGUGAUUUUUCCGGUUCUAGCUGCUAGAAUUGAUGUAUUUGUGAGGGUAAGUGGAUCCUCACGGAUAUUGCACUCUUCUCAACGUCUCCAGAUAGUCGGAUGCACCGCCAACACCCUCUGGCUGGCCACUUUUGUAGUUCUGGCCGUACUGGCGACCGCGCGGAUCCGAAUCGCUUUCUUCAAUCUGAAAGCCACGAAAUGGGGUGGGUGGAUGAAGAGCGCGCUGUCCGUCGGCGCCAUCUACAUCCUUUUCGUGUGGAUCGCCGGAUGCGUCACUCAGAAUUUCCAACUCACCGCCGCCAGUUGGUCCUACGACAUGACCGUUCCAUUUGCCGACGUCUUCGCCCAACUCGAGCUCGUCCUCUGUUACCCCGUGCUCUUGCUCAGCUUCUGCUCUUACGCUCUCAUCAGUUUGAGCAUUUAUCGGGUGGGUUUCGCCUAAAAAGUUCCCUAUUAUCAUGCUCAUUUUUUCUGUCCAGAAACGUCGUUCGUCCCAAUCGCAUUUGUCGCGUCGCGUCGAACUCGGAAUUCUGAUUCAGGCCACCAUUCUGACGGUGUACAUGGCCGGCCUCAUAGCUCUCUGGCAUAACGCAGGUAAUUCGUGCAUCUCAUGAAUUUUGCGGAAUACGGAACGCGGAAUAAACAUACACUUUGAAGAACUCUUAAUAUAUAUUUUUCCAGAAGACUGGUUCGACAUGAACAACAUAACAUUGGCGGCUCUGAACAGUGUGUGGAUCCUUUUCUCAUAUCUCAACAUAUUCCUUCUUCUCGCUGUCAACAGGUACCUUAACUAUAAUUUGUACUCGUACCCAAUGAUUUCAGUGCCGUUCGUCGUCAAUUUCUGAUGAUUGUGAGCAGAAAGGAAUCUUUGAAGAGCAGAUUCUCUUCGAAAAUCACAGUGUCUGUGGCCGCUGUCGGAUGA
This is a messenger RNA of Caenorhabditis sp. 36 PRJEB53466, 1203 nucleotides long. The record is from the annotation of a GenBank genome assembly. NCBI's taxonomy places the organism in Eukaryota, Metazoa, Nematoda, Chromadorea, Rhabditida, Rhabditidae.